Messenger RNA from Bursaphelenchus okinawaensis, 1500 nucleotides. The record is from the annotation of a GenBank genome assembly. NCBI's taxonomy places the organism in Eukaryota, Metazoa, Nematoda, Chromadorea, Rhabditida, Aphelenchoididae.
AUGUACAACGAGAUCAUGGGCGAGAUGAGUGAGUUCAAGUCGCUGGCCAAUCAGGCCUGGUCCGAGAUGAUGCACAUGGAUAAGAUCAGAGAAGACUCCUUGUUCGGCUAUGUUCAUGACAUCCGAAACAAACGUCAAACGCAAUGCAAUUGCCUCAAGCAACCUAGUAAUUGCCCAGCUGGUCCAUCUGGACCACCUGGAGAGGCUGGACUACCUGGAGACGAUGGAUUGCCUGGACUGGAUGGAAUGCCUGGAAUUGAUGCUAACUACGUUUAUCAAGGUAAAAUACGUUUUUUGUAUAUACUUUUUGUAAAAAUGUAUUUUAGGCGUUGUGUGAAUAUAUAAACAAUAUUUGGCUAGCCAAAAAAAAUCUUUAAAAAUGAUGUUUUUAGUCUAAAAACUAGAUAAAAUCUUCUUUUCUAGCCAAAAAAUAGCCAAGAAUUGUCCUAGUAUUACCUAAAAGCCUAAAUUUCAGAAGCUCAAAAAGCCCAAGGCUGUAUACAAUGCCCAGCCGGACCACCAGGCCCACCUGGCUUCCCAGGCCAACCUGGAGUCCCCGGUCCUGAUGGCAUUCCAGGACCACUUGGCCCAGCCGGCAACCCCGGAACACCCGGUCCGCCAGGUGAACCCGGCUUCCCAGGCUAUCCAGGAAUAGCCGGAGAACCUGGCUCACCCGGAGCACCCGGUCAGCCUGGUACACAUUAUCAUCCACUGCCCGGAAUGCCCGGUCCACGUGGUCCAGUAGGACCUGCUGGUGAUCCUGGACCGUCUGGUACGGUCGCUCAACCUGGGCCACCUGGUUCGAUGGGUCCACGAGGUCCACCCGGAUCUAACGGUGCUAAUGGAGCGGAUGGUUCACCCGGACAGCCGGGACCGGGUGGUGAGCCAGGUAUUGAUGGUGCGUAUUGUCCAUGCCCGCCCAGGUCUCAUCUGCUGAUUCAGCAAAAUCUGAGGGCUGGGAUCAGUGAGCCAGCUAAGGCAGGACCGGGAGGUACACAUGCCGCUAGACUGGGAGUUAAACCUUCUAAAUUAGGAGUGAACAGCGCUAGACUAGGUCCUAAACCUUCUAGACCAAGUGCCAGUCCAACCGCCUUGUCAUUAGGUCCAUCCUCAACAUCAGAUUCAUCAGAUGCCAUCGAAUCCUCAGCCAGCAGUAUCGACCAGAUCAACGGCAGUCUAAAGACUAGCCAAAACUCCCUAGGCGAAGGCGAAAACUCUAGUGAAUUUCCCAGUCCAGCCAAGAUCCUAGACGCUACGUCAGGGCCAUUACCAGCCAAGAUCCUAGACGCUACGCCGGACCCAUUCCCAGCUGAAGGCGAGCCAGUCAAUGCUGAUGUCAACAACUUCCAGAGUCAGCUAAACAACUUCCCUAAUCAGUUACAGCUACCGGUCGAUUAUACUGAAGAUCAGGUUGAAGUUCAACCAUCGUUGAGGUCCAACUUGGACCGGCGAAUCGCCUUACAAAGAGCGCUAGCGGCCGCUUUUGCUAUCAGAGCUUGA